AUGGCACCUCCGUCGCGGUCGAACCUGGCGCCCCAGAUGAACGGGAACGGGGCGGCGGGCAGGAAGAUUCCAACUCCCCCUCCCAACGUUGGGCCACACACUUUUGUUGUGGACGGCUUCCCUCCUCCGCGGCCGUUCGUUCCGAGCGUUAAGCAAUAUGCAGAGCAUAAGAUCAUCGAACCAGCGACGAACACGUCUGAACAUGGCUUCCCUCCGACGCAAAUAACGUAA
Molecule: messenger RNA, 231 nt
Organism: Epithele typhae
Lineage: Eukaryota; Fungi; Basidiomycota; Agaricomycetes; Polyporales; Epitheliaceae
Exons: 3
Coding region: 1-231 (76 amino acids)
Source: RefSeq, a predicted model, not a curated record